AACUAUGGUAACAGUUUAUCAAACACAUCCAACAGAAAUAUAAGUGCAAUAGAAAUAAUUAAAUAGGUAUCUUUAAAUAAUAAUUUAAGGGGAAUUAGUCUACAUAAUGGAUUAUUCACAAAUUAAAGACGGUCAAUAUACAAAAACUAUUUACAGUAUGAUAAAAGAAGCGAGAUAUGAAGACGCAAUAAAAGCUCUCAAUGAUGCAAUUAAUUUCAAUCCAAACCGUGCUGGAUUGUCUCUACUGGGCUAUUGUUACUUUAGAACGCAAUCCUUUGUCGAGGCGGCAAACUGCUAUGAACAACUUUCUGCCAUGCACCCCGAUGUACCUGAAUAUAAAUUUUAUUUUGCCCAAGCUCUCUAUGAAGCAUCUAUGUUUGAUGAGUCUUAUAAAGUAACAGUAAAUAUAUCUGCACCAGAACUGGAAAGAAAAGUCAUGAAAUUACAAUCCGCUAUCAAAUACGGAGAGGAAGAUACUUUAGCAGCAAAAAGCUUGGUAGAUUCAUAUCCCCAUGACGAUGCUGAUAAAGAUAUCAAUUUGGGAUGUCUUUUAUACAAAGAUGGACAGUACGAGGAAGCAUUACAAAAAUUCUCACGAAGUCUCAAUGUGAUGGGUUUCAAUGCCCACUUGCAUUAUAAUGUAGCUCUAUGCUAUUUCCAACUCAAAGAAUACCCACAAGCUCUUAAGCACGUAACUCUUGUUAUUGAACGAGGAAUAAGAGAUCACCCAGAGUUGGCAAUAGGCAUGCAGUCUGAUUCAUCUGAGGUAAAAUCUGUUGGAAACACACUAACUCUUCAUGAGACUGCAUUAACUGAAGUAUUUAAUCUCAAAGCAGCAAUUGAGUUUCAACUGAAAAAUGUAGAAUCCGCAAGAGAAGCAUUAAACGACAUGCCACCUAGACAUGAACACGAGUUAGAUGCUGUAACAUUGCAUAAUUUAGCUCUGACAUCAAUAGAUUUAAAACCAACUGACGGAUUUGAAAAGCUGCAUUUUCUUUUGCAACAAGAUCCAUUUCCACCAGAAACAUUUGCUAACUUGUUACUUCUCUAUUGUAAGUUUGAAUACUAUGACCUUGCUGCUGAUGUUCUAGCAGAGAAUGCCCAAUUCACUUACAAAUAUUUGACUCCAUAUCUGUAUGAUUUUUUGGAUGCGGUUAUUACCAGUCAAACAUCACCAGAAGAAGCUUUUCAAAAGUAUGAAGAUAUAGCAUCUAAACAUGCAGAACAAUUAAGAAAACUCACAAAAGUGGUUCAAGAAAGUAGAUCACAAGGCGACAAUGACCAGGUGAAAAAAGCUGUGGUGGAAUAUGAGGAAGCGCUAGAACGGUACAUACCAGUUGUUAUGGCGCAAGCAAAAAUAUACUGGGAUAUGGAAAAUUACAGCCAAGUUGAGAAGAUAUUCAGAAAAUCUGUAGAAUUUUGUAAUGAAUCCGACGUGUGGCGAUUGAAUGUGGCUCAUGUUUUAUUCAUGCAAGAAAACAAAUAUAAAGAAGCCGCUAGUUUUUACGAACCAAUCGUUAAAAAACAAUACGACAAUAUACUAGACGUAAGUGCCGUGGUGCUGGCCAAUUUAUGUGUAUCUUAUAUAAUGACUUCACAAAACGAAGAGGCUGAAGACAUAAUGCGCAAGAUUGAAAAAGAGGAAGAACAACAAAUUUUUGAAGAUCCCCAAAAAAAGUUCUACCACUUAUGCAUAGUCAAUCUAGUCAUUGGAACAUUGUACUGUGCAAAAGGCAAUUAUGAGUUUGGUAUAUCACGUGUGAUAAAGUCGUUGGAGCCAUUCAAUAAGCGUUUGGGAACUGAUACAUGGUUUUAUGCUAAAAGAUGCUUCAUAUCCUUUUUGGAAAACUUAUCCAAACAUUUAAUUGUUGUUAAAGAUACUACUAUCAAAGAUUGCUUGCAGUUUUUAGAAGGAUGUGAGACACACGGUCGCCGUAUAAACACUGUCAUAGAUAAUCCGUUUCAAGAGGAAGAUGCAAACACAAAAGCAAAACAAACAGUAACUUACGAGGCGCGAUUGUUACGUUAUAUGUUUUAUAAGCUUAGAAAUAUCGAUGGCUCUGUUACUAUCAAUAAGUAUGAAGAUUUAAAAUAAAAUAUACCCAAUACUAACCAGUU
Molecule: messenger RNA, 2118 nt
Organism: Plutella xylostella (diamondback moth)
Lineage: Eukaryota; Metazoa; Arthropoda; Insecta; Lepidoptera; Plutellidae
Gene: Ttc30
Product: tetratricopeptide repeat domain 30
Biological process (GO): intraciliary transport
Cellular component (GO): axonemal microtubule; intraciliary transport particle B
Molecular function (GO): intraciliary transport particle B binding; protein binding
Source: RefSeq, a predicted model, not a curated record